AGUGAACUUCCAACAAGGACAGGGCGUGUGUGCGUGUAAGUCGGGUAACUGGAUCCACAUCUGGAACGCCAUAACUCUCAUCUCGCGCUUAACCCCCCUUCACUCCACCCUCCCCGCUGGACGUGGACCACUGGACUGCAAUGCAGGGAUGUAGUCUUGCCUCGUGGCUCCGCUGUGCAGAUGACGGACUUCAUGACGGUGUUCCCCGAGAUCCUCGUUAAAGCCUCACAGCCGGGAUACCUGCCCUCGAAAGGUUUCCAGUUGCGGUCGACCUGCCACCUGUUCCAAGAGAGUCACAAACCUCAGGUCUGGCUUUGUUUCUUAGUUCUGAGCCUCUUGAGUACAUCUACGUGUGCUGCUCCCGGGGCUGCCAAAUUAGCACAUCUGCAGAGUUGCUUGGGAACAGAAUAUCUGAAAAAAGCCAUUGAGAAAUCUGAUGCUAUGCUAUAUGCUCCGUCAGCUAAUGAGGUGAAAGAAAACUGUAAAAUGAUGUCGCUCAAAUGUUACAUUUUGGAGUUGAGGAUGGUCAUCGUCGAAGAAGUAGGAUCCGAAAAUCCGAAAACACACUGUGUCAUGGACUUUAACGAACGACUGCCUGACCUUGACAACGGGGCUUCGGCGUAUCCUGUUGACUGUCCACCAUGUGAAGCCUACUCACUUAAGAAUAUUACAGUAUUCAUGGAAAGACUCAAUAGCCUUUUGCAAGAAUUGAACAGCAUGCAAACAUAAUGUGAUUCAACUACAGUAUAAGCUACACAUUUGUAUUUGUAAAAAAUUGUAAAGAAUUGUGUCGGUUUAUGUUUUGUAAAUAUCGCACCGUAACCUUGAAAACAUGUGACAAAGUAUAUCGUCCUGUAUUCUAAAACAUGAGUUUAAAUGAAUGAUAUAACUGCAUCUUAAGCCAUUGAUUGUUUAUAACUUUGUACAUGAAGUCACUGUGCAUUUUGCCUUGUACAGGUCUGAAAGAAUUCCCAGGAAACAGCGCCUAGUAGCACCAUUUAUUGUAUGUAUAACUACUAUCGAGCUCACAGCUAAACACUACUUAAUGUGAAACCUAUUAUACAGUAUAUUCCUAAUGAACUCCUGUGUCCUCAC
Molecule: messenger RNA, 1095 nt
Organism: Gasterosteus aculeatus aculeatus (three-spined stickleback)
Lineage: Eukaryota; Metazoa; Chordata; Actinopteri; Perciformes; Gasterosteidae
Gene: il15
Product: interleukin 15
Biological process (GO): positive regulation of tyrosine phosphorylation of STAT protein; neutrophil activation; positive regulation of immune response
Cellular component (GO): extracellular region
Molecular function (GO): cytokine receptor binding; cytokine activity
Source: RefSeq, a predicted model, not a curated record